Molecule: messenger RNA, 261 nt
Organism: Penicillium soppii
Lineage: Eukaryota; Fungi; Ascomycota; Eurotiomycetes; Eurotiales; Aspergillaceae
Product: FAD linked oxidase N-terminal
Exons: 2
Coding region: 1-261 (86 amino acids)
Source: RefSeq, a predicted model, not a curated record
AUGUCCUUCUACCAUGGCUCCGGUUAUCACCAAAGUACUGACCAGUACACUUUGUCGUUUACCCCGGAGUAUUCCCAUCCUAUUCUAAACCCUCCUCCGUAUGCAGAGCUAAAACGCAUCCCGUUCGAGACUGAUACGGCGCGGCUCGGCUGGGCAAGUGAAAUCUCUAAGGAGGUCGCGUCGGCAACUCCUGCCGGAGGUCGCAACCUAUUUGCCACUAUGACGUAUUACCCAUCAGUGAAGCUUGAUAGGAAGAUGUAA